Drosophila miranda is the source of this 820-nucleotide messenger RNA. Its product is annotated as splicing factor, proline- and glutamine-rich-like. The transcript is spliced from 2 exons. Lineage: Eukaryota; Metazoa; Arthropoda; Insecta; Diptera; Drosophilidae. The record is from RefSeq and is a predicted model, not a curated record. The coding region runs from base 183 to 638 and encodes 151 amino acids.
CCUACGCCUGCGGGGCAUAUACAAUUGGUUUUAGUGCCAGUCUCUGAUUGUAGCAAAGCCCACUCUGAACCUCUUUCAGUCUCGGGCUGUCUCUGUUUUCUCAGUCAGUUUUCAUCGACUCGUUUGAGAAGUCGAAAGGUUUACCCAGGAUACGGAAAAGCCGGAAAAAGAUUUAAAAAAAAAUGCCUGCAAAUAAAAAAAUUGAAGGAAACGCUAAAGCUGGGAGUAUACCGGGGGAUGCAGGAUCGGUGGCAACCGCGACUGUGGUUCGGCGCCAAAUGCCGCCGCGCGCCUGCAAGAGCAAGAGCCAGAGCACCGCCAGGCCCAGUCUUACUCCCAGCCGCCAGCAGCCCAGCCGCCAGAAGCCCAGCCGCCAGCAGCCCAGCCGCCAGCAGCCUGGCCACGAAGCCCAGCCUGAAGCCGACCACCGGCUCCCAGGCGCCAUCGCAGACGAUGCAGGCGAGUCGGUCGGAGUCGCUCCCGCAGUCGCACCCGGAGUCCCUCCCGUAGCUGCUCCCGGAGUCCCUCCCGUAGCUGCUCCCGAAGUCGCUCGCGCUGGACGAAACGCCGUUAGAAAUCAGCCGGCACCAUUCGUGCGGCGCACGAGCAGGAGGCUCAAGAGUCUGCCUCCGUUUUAGAUUAUUGCACCUUCCACCCUCCACCUUCCACCCUCCAUCUUCCCGAAUGCGGCCAGGUGCUGGGCACCCUCCUCCUAUCGCCCAUCAAAGAGCCCCAGGUGUCUGCGAGAGAUGGCUCCCGAAUGUAAAUACCACCUCUUAAGACAGACAUAAUAAAUCUAAUGAAUAAUGUAAUAUUUACU